Ostreococcus lucimarinus CCE9901 is the source of this 306-nucleotide messenger RNA. It is a transcript of the gene PRPL22, whose product is annotated as Plastid ribosomal protein L22 large ribosomal subunit. The record is from RefSeq and is a predicted model, not a curated record. Gene Ontology annotation, molecular function: structural constituent of ribosome. The transcript has a single exon. NCBI's taxonomy places the organism in Eukaryota, Viridiplantae, Chlorophyta, Mamiellophyceae, Mamiellales, Bathycoccaceae. Gene Ontology annotation, cellular component: large ribosomal subunit; ribosome. Gene Ontology annotation, biological process: ribosome assembly; translation. Bases 1 to 306 code for a protein of 101 amino acids.
AUGUCGGCGUCGAAGAUUCGUCGCGUGUUGGACGUCAUUCGCGGGAAGAGCUACGAGGAGUGCUUGAUCAUGCUUGAAUUCAUGCCGUACCGCUCGUGCGAACCGAUUCUUAACGCGCUGUUCUCUUGCGCGUCGAACGCGAAGAACAACAUGGGGAUGAACAAGGCGAAGCUGUACGUCUCGGAGUGCUACGCGGACGGCGGGGCGACGAUGAAGCGUUUCCGCCCGCGCGCGCAAGGGCGUCCGUUCUCCAUCCGUAAGCGCACGGCGAGCAUCACGCUUAAGAUGGCUGAGCGUGAAGAUUGA